GUGUACACAUUACACAGGUUUUAAAAAACAUUUAUAUUAAACUUCGGAAAAACACAAACUAAUCAACAAGCAAAUUCAGUCCAACGCAUUUAAACGUAUCCUCUAGCCGAUAGCUGAUGUCGAAUAUUUUUUUAAAUUGUAUAAUUUUCCAAGUUGUUGAGUCAAUAAAUUAUUAUUGUCCCAUCAUUUUCACAUACAUUAAAAUAUAAGCGCAUUACAAAAAUAAUAAAGUACUAAACGAAAUUGUUCAUAAUGGCAGCAAACUCAUGUCUUUUAAUUUUAAUACUAGAGUUGGUUUUUUCUUUAACGAUUGUGACAUCAUCUACAUUAAUUGAUACACUUGUAAAUAGACCUAUUGCCGACGAGGUAAGAAAUGAAGUCGGGAAGUUGGAUUUUCCAGAUGAUACAAAGGUUGCGUUAUUGAAUCAAUACAUCAAUGUUGGGAACUAUUCAAAGGAUUUCAUUAAACUGCUGAACACUUACAAGACGUUUAAGAACCCUCCCAUCAAUUUUAAUGAUGACGAAAUAAGAUUAUUGACUACCAGCAACACACAAGAUUCACUAUAUGAUAAAAUACUCGCCCAAUUGAAAUACUACCGCAAGGGUCAAGAAAUUCAGUGCGCACAAUAUGUGACGUUGCAUUACAAGUUAUAUUUUGACACCAAACGCAAUACUAAAGAUAUUUCUGAGCAUGUAUACAAUAUGAUAGCGAUGGCAUACAAAGGGAAAUUCAUAGUAUUUAAAUGGCUUUGGGAGUUAUAUAUCAGCCUUUGGUCACCGACUACGGAUAAUGCGGUACAACCAUUGAAUAUGAUCGCGGAUGAUCUAGAAAAGUUUCGAAGACCUUUAAGCCAUUUGGAAGGAUUGUGCGUGCAACAUAAAUAUAUUCCAGUCAUAGAUAGUUCAGCAAGUAGGCCAAGUUUGUUAGAUACAUUUUUGGGACGUGUUAUUUUCAAAGGUAAGAAACACAGAAAUAUUAAAAACAAUAAACCUGGUUUAAUGGAAUUAAGUAGGCCAUAUUUCUACAAUACAAUUGAAGAAUUUUAUCAAUUUAACCACAAGAAACAUAAACUAUAUAAAAAAAAUACACCUGCAUUGCCUAUCAGUGUCAAUCAUUUAUGCUUAAGAUGUGUAUGGCAUGAAACAUCUCUUUUGAUUGAACCAAUAUCGAAAGUUACUAUUGACUGGCCUGGGAUAGAGCAUGUGUACGAAAUUGAUCGUCAAAAGGUCUAUGAUCAGUUUGAAAUUACACAUGACUGGACGAAGGACCCGUUUAAACAUGGUAUUCGAUUUCAGCAAACGUUUAUUGAUAUCAUCAGGAUAAAACUAUAUUGUUAUAUUUGGGUGGAACUAUCUGUAUAUAAACCGACUGAUCAUAUAUUUCAUGUUUAUUUUAAGUCCCUGAUUGCGGAUAUGCUUAAGUUCAGUUACAUCGAAGACAAAACAUUAAACAAAGUAAUAACUUUGUAUGAUAAACUAUUUUGUCCUAAAAAAGAUCAGAUUGAAGAAGUUUUAAAAAUUCUAACAGAAGAAGUAAACACUACUUUGGCAAGUUUACUUGAAAGUACUAAUAAAAUUGAAUUGGCCGACCUUUCAGACAUUAACACGCCAUCAUCACGUUCUGAUUUUUUAGACGAAAUUGAAAAGCAAUUAACUGAAAUCGGACGACAGUUUAAUGGAAUGUUAGACGGAUUAACAUUUGAUGUUCUAUUGUUCUUUAUAAACGGAAGUAAAAAUACACAGCUUGCUGUGUUUCCUGAAAAUUGAUUUUAAUACAUCUAAACCCCUAUACAA
Molecule: messenger RNA, 1794 nt
Organism: Adelges cooleyi (spruce gall adelgid)
Lineage: Eukaryota; Metazoa; Arthropoda; Insecta; Hemiptera; Adelgidae
Exons: 2
Coding region: 253-1767 (504 amino acids)
Source: RefSeq, a predicted model, not a curated record